Molecule: messenger RNA, 1587 nt
Organism: Coniophora puteana RWD-64-598 SS2
Lineage: Eukaryota; Fungi; Basidiomycota; Agaricomycetes; Boletales; Coniophoraceae
Product: MFS general substrate transporter
Exons: 14
Coding region: 103-1401 (432 amino acids)
Biological process (GO): transmembrane transport
Cellular component (GO): fungal-type vacuole membrane
Molecular function (GO): transmembrane transporter activity
Source: RefSeq, a predicted model, not a curated record
GUCCAUUUGACCAGGCGCGCUUCCUCCCUCCCCUCCCUAAAUUCUGCCUGCUCUCUUCAACUCGUGUCGUCUAUUUGCUAGCCUGCGCGACGCUGCCGUCGGAUGUCAGAAACAGACCACACAUCGAUGUCAAACCCGGGCGCGGCGGAAGGGAAGGAGAUGGAGAGUCAGAGUCCAAGUCCGAAUAUCGCAGCGGUGGAGUUUCCGGAGGGCGGAGCGCAGGCAUGGUUGACGGUGCUUGGCGGGUGGAUGAUUGUUUUCUGUACUUUCGGUGCCAUCCAGUCGUAUGGGGUGUAUCAAGACUACUAUACGAGGGAGUCGUUGAGCGAGUAUCCGACGUCUGAUAUCUCAUGGAUAGGUUCAGUUCAGAUAUUCUUCCUGUUCUCGUUGGGACUCUUCAGCGGGAAGCUAUUUGACCAUGGGUACUUCAGACAUCUGCUGGUCGUCGGGAGCUUCAUCUAUCUUUUCUCCUCCUUUAUGCUCUCGCUCGUGAAGCCACACCGCUACUAUCAAAAUUUCCUCGCGCAGGGUGUCGGGAUGGGAGUUGGAAUGGGCAUCCUAUUCCUUCCAUCGCUGUCCGUCUCAGCUCACUACUUCCGUCGGAAACGAGGGUUGACGAUGGGCAUCAUCAUAGCUGGCAGCUCUGUCGGCGCCGUCUUGUACCCCAUCAUGCUCAACCACCUGUUUGUCUCUGUCGGCUUUGGGUGGGCCGUGCGCAUCGUGUCGUUCCUCGACCUGUUUCUUCUUGUCUCGGCAAACUGCAUUAUGCGGACGAGGCUCCCUCCAGCUCAGUGGGACGGCUCCAUAUACAGCCAAUGUCGGAGGAUAUUCAAGGACGUUAUAUUCUGGCUUGCGGUGUUUGGGAUUACUUUUGCGUGUUGGGGCUUGUUCGUUCCGAUCUUCUAUAUCCAGCUGUUUGCAAGCGAGCACCACGAGUCUGGCAUCGUCGAGAGUUACAUCGUUGCAAUCCUCAACGCCGCUGGGUUCUUUGGGCGUAUCGUUCCUAUGAUCAUGUCUGAUAUGUGGGGUCCGAUGAGCGUGAUAACGCCGAUGACAUUGAUCUCUGGCGGCCUCGUCUUUGUCAUGCUCGCUGCUACCAAAACGGGCGCUCUCGUCGUGUUCGCCAUAUUGUACGGGUUCUUUAGCGGAGGAGUUGUCUCGCUAGCUGCACCUGCAUCCGCGUCCUUCUCAGUUGACGUGAAGGAGAUCGGGACACGCAUCGGGAUUAUGACUUUCGUGACGAGCUUUGGGCUCCUUACUGGGAAUCCCAUAGCUGGUGUAUUGCUUCAUCCGCCUGCGUACGAGUGGUUGAAACCCCUGCUUUUUAGCGCCAUCACAGUCCUAGGAGGAGGCGCGUUUAUGCUCGUCGCAUGGUUUUUGCAGAUGAAACAUAAAACAUGAGCCUUGGUGUUUCACAUGACGUGGAGCAUUUUGAUUCUUGAACAUACACUUAUCGCUUGCCUACUUAUGACUUCUACUGCGCCGCUUCGGUAUCUUAAUCACCUUGUGUAACGAUAUUUUAGUUCAUUUCGCAUGCACUGUUGUCAUGUCCACACUCCUUGGCUAUUCGAAAAAGCUUAUUAGCGC